UCUUAGAUGAUAAUUCUGCAAACAUAAUUAUCUGUUUGUACGACCCCCUCGAUUGAUAAAGCGACUCGCUUUAGUGUGGUACACAACUCAUCACGAGAUCAGUGCCAGUGUUUUUCUCUCCUUUCAGGACGUCGUUCAUUUUCCACAAAAUGUCCACCGCAUUGCGUCGAGUGUUCGUUUACGGUACGCUCAAAAAGGGUGAGCCCAACCAUCACUGGCUAACGGAUGUGGGCAACGGACGGGUUCGUUUCAUCGCCAAAGCCCGUACGACCGUGCAGUAUCCGCUGAUAGUCGCAUCCCGGCAUAACGUUCCGUUCCUGUUGGAUGUGCCCGGUACGGGUCACUUUGUUGUUGGGGAGAUUUAUGAAAUAGACGAUCGGAUGCUCAGCCACCUCGAUGUCCUGGAGGACUAUCCGAAGCUGUAUGAUCGCCGACCGGAAGUGAUACGGAACGAAGAGACCAAUACCGACGAGAGUUGUUGGACCUAUCUGUUGCGAAGCUUCCCAAAGCAUUUGCUGGAAAAACCGCUGCUGGAGGAAUACAGAGACAGUGCCGAAAAACCGUACGUGGAGGCUGAUGAUAUCGAGUUCGAUGAGCGAUGAUGCAAUAAAACGAAAGGGCAAGUGGAAAACCACCCGAUGCACUAAUUAACCACUCAGUUCCAAUUUUAAUAACAACGAUAAUAAAGUACAAAGCGAGUGGAAGAAUCGUGCGAAAAGACAGGCAUGGCUACAAGUCGUUAAACAUUUCUGAAGGUCAUUUAUAUGUAAUUUUACAGCGUAAAUAAAAGACGAUAAAGCACUUCCGCGAAACAACGAGCGUUUGUAAAUAGAACGGAAUCGACCUAAUCGUGUGUGCGACGAACAUCACGAAAAAACGAAAUCAUAUUGAUAUUACUGAUAACACUGCAUUUGAAUGAAAUUUUCAUAUUGCUGC
Messenger RNA from Anopheles moucheti, 936 nucleotides. RefSeq names its product putative gamma-glutamylcyclotransferase CG2811. Gene Ontology annotation, molecular function: gamma-glutamylaminecyclotransferase activity. The transcript has a single exon. The coding region runs from base 150 to 602 and encodes 150 amino acids. The record is from RefSeq and is a predicted model, not a curated record. Lineage: Eukaryota; Metazoa; Arthropoda; Insecta; Diptera; Culicidae.